CAAACUGGUAAAGUCAUGAAUUAAAAAUGGAGUGAUACGUCACACACUGCCUGGUUUUCUUUUGUGAGACCGGUGCAGCCCUGUCACGCCCACAGCGCCCCCUUUCGGCCCGGACCGCCCACCACGGCCCGGCGCCUGUGAAAGGGUACCAUGUCAGCCGCAGCAUGUCGCAGCAUUCCUCCGGUGGGGGCGGACCCUGCCACUGCCCGCCUGAGGACGGCGACGGCCCGGGCAGGGACUACUACCAGGGUCACAGCGAUGGCCACUAUUACCCUCCAGGCCAGGCUGAGGCCUUGGCGCUGGAGAGGCACCAUUCCCACUCCCACUCCCACUCCCAUGGCCACUCUGGAGGGGGAACCUUUCCACGUUCCCACCCCAGCCAGCACCCGCCUCUCCAGUCAUUUGACUCUUGCGAAGAGUGCCUGUCUUCAGGUCACGGAGGGAAGAUGCACCGCAUUCCCCCCAACAUGAUUGACCAGGUGCCCUUUCAACCCGAUGGCUUCCACACACUGCAGUACCAGCGUGCGGCUAGUGGGGGGGCUGAGCCGCGCAGCGAGAGCCCCUCGCGUAUCCGCCACCUGGUCAACUCUGUGCAGCGCCUCUUCGCAAAGUCCCAUUCCUUGGAGGCGCCGGCCAAACGCGAGUACAACGGCACGCGUGGAGGCGGGGACUACCGCAGUGAGAGAGGAGGAGGCCACAGGAGUGGAGGGGAGGAGGGUGGGGGUCACUAUUCAGGUCACCAGCCUCGCUCUGCCAGGAGGAGCAAGUCUCGAGAGCGCAGCAAGAGUGGGGACUCACGCCAUGAGUCAGGCAGACGCCAUCGCAGCAGGACGGCAGGCUGGUGGAGCUCCGACGACAACCUGGACAGCGACAGCAGCUACCUGGUCAGUGGGGGCAGGCGAGGGUAUCCCAGCGGACACGAGAGCCUGGAUGCAGCCAUCCAGGAGCUCACCAUGAAGAGGCCCAAGGAACGUGGUGGUGGUGGUGGUGGUGGUGGUGGUGGUGGUGGUGGUGGUGGUGGCGGUGGUGGUGGUGCACAGAGUCCUGGGGAGUGCAUGGCCUGUACCACAAUGGCUCUGGCCGGGAGUGAUGGAGGGGGACACCACGGCCACCACGGCCAUUCCCUGAAAAGGAGCACCUGGUCAGCCAUGACAGUGAGUCAGGCCAGAGAGGUGUACCCUUCCACCAGGGGGUCGAGCUACGAAAAAGCUCUGGUGCCCUUGGAGAGUAAGCUGAAGGAGAGGAGCUUCCACUACCUGCAGGUCCCUUCAGAUGACUGGGGUGGUGGAUACGGCGGUGGCAGUGGAACAGACAGCGGAGGGGAGAUUCCUUGUCGCCGCAUGCGGAGCGGCAGCUACAUCAAGGCCAUGGGUGACGAUGACAGCGCUGACUCGGAUACAAGCCCAAAAGCUUCGCCUAAAUCCACCUUGAUUGCCCAGAGGGACGCCUUUAGACGGUCCAUCAGCAUGGAUCAAAGGUACUCAUGUAAGCAGUGUACAGAUUCCUACCCCAACAGCCGAACUACACCCAAAACGCAAACGCGCUCUCGUAGCUACACCCGCUCUCUGACCAGCGCCCAGCUGGGAGACACGUUGAACCGUCAGUUCGAGGCGGUGUGUGAGACCAUGUUCGGGGAGGUGGAGUCUCAAGCCGUCGAGGCCCUGGACCUUCCCGGUGUUUUCCGCACUCGCAGCCACAGCUACGUCCGUGCCAUCCAGGCCGGCUGUUCCCAAGACGACGACUGCCUCUCUGUCUUCUCCAUGUCGGGCCCCCAGGGAAGCAUCAAGGCCGGGGCGGUCUUUCCUUAUCGUAAAGGUGCUCCUCCCCCACUCCCACCUCGCAUGUCCAAGUCUUCACUCUCGGUGCGAGCCCAGAGCAGCACCGAGUCCACCCAGGAUGCCUACUUCCACACCGGUGGACAGAUGGCCCCGAGUUCAGGCCCUGGGCGCCCCAAGCAGCACAGCAACUCCGUAGACCUGGGCAGCUCUGACGGCCCCUCAGGUCGCCUCUCCAGAGGGGGCUACUACACGGCCACAGGCUCACGCUCCAGACAUCACAGUAACUCUGCAGAGAGCCUGGAUGGGGUCAGGGGUUCGCGGGAGCUAGUGCCCUACGGAGGGGGACCGGGAGUUGGAGUGAGGGCCAAACACAGCAGCUCGGCUGACAGUCUGCUGGAGGGGCCACCGAGGCCGGCCAGGGAGAGGGACGGCCGGGUCGGGGGAAGCCUGGGGAAGUCAGUCUCUCUGCCUCAGAACAGCAUGGUGCUGAGCAAAGCUGGGGGGCAGGACGAUGGGCGUGGUGGGAGGAAGUGGAGGCCGUCCAUAGCCGUGCAGGUGGACAGCUCCGAGACUCUGUCAGAUUCAGACCCAGAUGCAAAAGCUCUAACAGAGGUCCACUCUAUAGGAGUCCAAGUGGAAGAGGACAAGAGACGUGCUCGCUUCAAGCGCUCAAACAGCGUGACGGCGAGCGUGCAGGCCGACCUGGACCCCGAGGGCUUCCCCGGGCUCAGCAUUGCCGUGCCAACGCAGGACAAGAGUCUCCAGUUCGGCUGUUCUUUCCAAAGGCACUCCUCAGAGCCGGAGUCAGCAAGCCAGUACACUGAGUGUCACCGCACCGUGCACACACAGGGACAAUGGGCCUACAGAGAGGACCUUAUCCAGGGUGGCUAUACCACUGAACCCUGCCCAGCGGACCCACGGCCCCACCAGCACCCACACUUGCCUCCACGUUCCCACUCCCCUCUGCCCAUCACCUCUGAGAGAGCUUGGGCGGGGACGCCAUCCCUGGAGGGCCCCCGGAGCCUGCCCGACUCCGGCCGAGCCUCGCCCUGCAUGAGAGACGGAGAGUUCUUCUUACGCCUCCUGCAGACAGAGGUGGAGAGGAUGGAGGGCUGGUGCCAGAACAUGGAGAGAGAGGCAGAGGAGAACGACCUGCCAGAAGAAGUUCUUGAGCUGAUACGAAAUGCAGUUGGCAGUGCCCAGAUGCUCAUGUCUCAGAAGGUCCAGCAGUUUUUCCGCCUCUGCCAACAAAGUGUGGACCCAUCAGCGUACCCUCAGCCCACCUCUCAGGACCUGGCAGGCCUCUGGGACCUGCUGCAGCUCAACAUAGAGGACGUCAGGAUCAAGUUUCAGGACCUCCAGAGGCUCAAGGACUCUGGUUGGAGGCUUCCACCUGAAAAGAAGGAGGAUAAAAAGCUUCCUCCUCUACCAAAGAAGCCAGCAGGCGGGGUGAGUGGCAGCCUCCGGGCGGAUAGCGUCGGGGAUGGGCUCGGCGGAGCUGGGUCGGGGGGCCUGGUGGUUCCUCGCAUUGGUGGACAUACCUUACCCAUGAGAGAGAAGUCCCUGGACCUCGGGGACCGUCAGAGGACAGAAGCGAGGAGGAGGCUGCUGCAGACCAAGCGUACUGCCUCCUUCAGGCAGAACUCGGCCACAGAGAGCGCAGACAGCAUCGAGAUCUACAUCCCCGAAGCCCAGACUCGACUCUGA
Eleginops maclovinus (Patagonian blennie) is the source of this 3485-nucleotide messenger RNA. It is a transcript of the gene dlgap3, whose product is annotated as discs, large (Drosophila) homolog-associated protein 3. Lineage: Eukaryota; Metazoa; Chordata; Actinopteri; Perciformes; Eleginopidae. The record is from RefSeq and is a predicted model, not a curated record. Gene Ontology annotation, biological process: signaling. Gene Ontology annotation, molecular function: molecular adaptor activity. Gene Ontology annotation, cellular component: postsynaptic specialization; glutamatergic synapse.